Messenger RNA from Cyphomyrmex costatus, 1763 nucleotides. It is a transcript of the gene CCT5, whose product is annotated as chaperonin containing TCP1 subunit 5. The transcript has 7 exons. Gene Ontology annotation, molecular function: ATP hydrolysis activity; ATP binding; ATP-dependent protein folding chaperone. NCBI's taxonomy places the organism in Eukaryota, Metazoa, Arthropoda, Insecta, Hymenoptera, Formicidae. Gene Ontology annotation, biological process: protein folding. The coding region runs from base 132 to 1763 and encodes 543 amino acids. The record is from RefSeq and is a predicted model, not a curated record.
UGUUCCGGUUGUAUCGCAAGCAGAACUGCAAAUAACGGUUGAGUCGUACCAUCGAAGAAAACGUUGAGAUUCAGAACGACCGUUUCGUCGAAAAGUAGUCAAUCCAUCUAGAAUCACGCUAGAUCGUCAAGAUGACUGCUAUACCCGGAACAGUGGCAUUCGACGAAUACGGCCGGCCUUUCAUUAUUAUCCGCAACCAGGAGAAGCAGCAACGCCUUACCGGUCAUGAUGCGAUAAAGUCACAUAUUCUGGCAGCACGCAAUGUAGCCAAUAUCCUUAGAACAUCCUUGGGACCCAAGGGAUUGGAUAAGUUGAUGGUGAAUUCAGAUGGAGAUGUUACUGUAACUAAUGAUGGUGCAACCAUUUUAAAGAAUAUGGAUGUAGAGCACGAAAUUGCCAAGUUGAUGGUCCAAUUGUCAAAUUCUCAAGAUGAUGAGAUUGGUGAUGGCACUACUGGAGUAGUUGUAUUGGCCGGCGCACUUUUAGAACAAGCUGAACAGUUGCUGGAUAAGGGAAUUCAUCCGAUUAGAAUCGCUGACGGUUUUGAAUUAGCAGCCAAAUAUUCGACCGAGCAUCUCAAAACAAUAACGGAAGACUUUAAAGGAACUCCAGAGAAUUUGGAGCCUUACAUUGACAUAGCUAUGACCUCAUUAGGUUCAAAAAUCAUUAACAAGCAUCAUAGGCAGAUGGCAGAAAUAGCCGUUCAAGCUGUAUUGGCAGUUAUGGAUCCUGUCACUCGCGAUGUUAAUUUUGAAUUAAUCAAAAUAGAAGGAAAAGUCGGUGGUAGAUUGGAAGAUACUGUUUUAGUACGUGGAGUUGUUGUCGACAAGGACUUCAGUCAUCCACAAAUGCCUAAGAGGUUAGAAGACGUUAAAUUGGCCAUUUUGACUUGUCCGUUUGAACCACCAAAACCCAAAACAAAACAUAAGUUGGAUGUCACAUCAGUCGACGAUUACAGAGCCUUGCGCGAUUACGAGCGUGAAAAGUUUACGGAAAUGGUGAAGCAAGUCAAGGAUGCUGGUACUACACUGGCUAUUUGUCAAUGGGGCUUUGACGACGAAGCCAACCAUCUCUUGCUUCAAAAUAAUUUGCCUGCGGUUAGAUGGGUUGGCGGUCCAGAGAUUGAACUAAUUGCUAUUGCGACUGGUGGACGCAUCGUACCUCGUUUCGAGGAAUUGACAUCGGAAAAACUUGGUCAUGCUGGUGUCGUUAAAGAAUUAACAUUUGGCACAACAAAAGAUCGAAUGCUAGUCAUUGAAGAAUGCAAGAACUCUCGUGCUGUGACGAUCUUUAUUCGCGGUGGUAAUAAAAUGAUUAUCGAAGAAGCGAAACGAUCAAUACAUGAUGCAUUGUGCACUGUACGCAACGUAGUAAAAGACAACAGGAUUCUUUACGGUGGAGGCGCGGCGGAAAUAUCUUGCGCGCUGGUAUGCAUGGCACAAGCUGAUAAAAUUAGCACUUUAGAACAAUAUGCCUUCCGUGCCUUCGCUGAAGCUUUGGAGAGUGUUCCAAUGGCGCUCGCAGAAAAUUCAGGCCUUUCUCCAGUAGACACUAUAGCGGAGAUUAAAGCGCGUCAAUUAGUCGAAAAAAAUCCCGCUCUUGGGAUAGAUUGUUUAAAUCGAGGCACACCGAAUAUGAAGAAACAGAAUGUCAUUGAAACGCUGACGAGCAAGACGCAACAAAUUUUACUGGCUACACAGCUUGUGAAGAUGAUAUUGAAAAUUGACGAUGUACGUUCGCCAUAUAACAGCGGCGAAACUUAA